Molecule: messenger RNA, 14265 nt
Organism: Toxotes jaculatrix (banded archerfish)
Lineage: Eukaryota; Metazoa; Chordata; Actinopteri; Toxotidae
Gene: zbtb20
Product: zinc finger and BTB domain containing 20
Exons: 4
Coding region: 374-2425 (683 amino acids)
Biological process (GO): regulation of immune system process; negative regulation of transcription by RNA polymerase II; regulation of cytokine production
Molecular function (GO): protein binding
Source: RefSeq, a predicted model, not a curated record
AUGGGAGGGCACACUUGAACCGAGCUGCUCUAUGAAGGUAGGCUGCAGCGUGUGUUUAUUGAUGAGAUGAAAAGAAGAUGGAAGUGAGAAAUGAAACAAAGUAAAGGAACAUAUUAAAAAAAUAAAACUAUACGCGCUUCGUCGGGGGAAAACAAGGGGAGCCGUGGAAACGCUGUCGCCACUUUUUUGAACGUGCUUCGAAGUGCAGAGCAACACAUGAUUUGGACAGAGAGGACUGACAGCCUUGCCUAGCACCCGGCCUCUGAUCAGCCAUCUCCACCAGCAAACUGAAGCUUGACCCGCACUUCAUCACCAGCCACACAAGCAUCUUCGUAACAAAACAUCAUCUGACUGUGACAUCAGUUGCAAGGGGAUGACCGAGCGCAUUCAUAACAUCAAUCUCCACAACUUCAGCAAUUCUGUACUUGAGACCCUCAAUGAGCAGCGCAACCGUGGGCACUUCUGUGACGUGACUGUUCGGAUCCAUGGAAGUAUGCUGCGAGCUCACCGGUGCGUGCUGGCUGCUGGAAGCCCCUUCUUUCAGGAUAAGCUGCUCUUGGGCUACAGCGACAUUGAGAUCCCUUCUGUGGUCUCAGUGCAAUCCAUCCAAAAGCUGAUUGACUUUAUGUACAGUGGGAUUCUGCGGGUAUCUCAAUCAGAGGCCCUGCAGAUCCUUACUGCUGCCAGCAUCCUACAGAUCAAGACCGUCAUUGAUGAGUGUACCCGCAUCGUGUCCCAGAAUGUGGGCCUGGCUGGGCCAGGGGGGUUCCCUGUUAUACCAGGAGACUCUGGUCAGGAAACACCCCGUGGCACGCCAGAGUCUGGCACCUCUGGGCCCAGCAGCGACGCAGAGUCAGGCUAUAUGCAAGCAACAUCACAGCAAAGCAUGGAUCGUGCAUAUACAUCACUGUACACCUACCCUGGCCUCUCUCUGCAGAACGGCACCCGCGAGCGCCCCCUUUACAUUAACCCUCUGUCAACAAAUUACGAUUCGACUCUCAGCACUCAGAAGGACCAGCAAUCUCAAGAUCCACCCUGGAUAAACCGCAUCCAGGAGAGAUCUCAGCAGGUCGAUCGCUUCAUCUCCACAGCAGAGUCCACUCACUGCCGCAAGCAACCCCGACCGGUACGCAUACAAACAGGAGGGAUGCACAUAAAGCAGGAGGCCGAAGACGAGUACAGCUGCUACGAUAAUUUGGGGGACUGCCAAGAUGACACUGACCACACUGAGGGUGUAGAGAGUGAAUCCAAGGUUGAAAGUUUUGACUCAGGGGUGAGCUCCUCCAUCAGUACAGAGCCAGAUGCUAUGGAGCAGCAGCCGUACCUGACGAGCUUUAGCCGAGAGGGGAGCGGGGAAGGGCAGCAAGGUGAAGGAGCUCCGGUGCAGAUAGAGGUCACUGACUCGUCCCCAGAGCAAGUGCAGGAGACAGAGGACGGGGACACAUCCCACAGCACUAGUGACAGUAGCAUGAUGCAGCCCCUGCCAAACUCAGUCAUGUCCCAGUCCCUGCCAAGUGCCCCGCACUACAUGCGCCAGGCAGAAUCACACACCAGCAAUCUGAGGAUGCCGCUCACCGUGACCAGCAAUUCCCAAGUGAUGGGCACUGCUGGAAGCACCUUCCUGCCCACACUCUUUCCUACACAGCCGGCUAGAGAAAACAAGUCUUUCCUUUACCUUUCUGGCCAGCAGCAACCACAGUUUGUGGCAGUUCCGCCCCCUGCAAUGCCAUCAUUCCCGAACCCCAUGUCGGUACCACAAGCGCCAGCUCAGCAGCAACAGGCUGCAGGAGGAAUUGGUCAGGGGGAAAAGAAGCCCUAUGAAUGCACUCUCUGCAGUAAAACCUUUACUGCAAAACAGAACUACGUCAAACACAUGUUUGUCCAUACUGGUGAGAAGCCUCAUCAGUGCAGCAUCUGCUGGCGCUCAUUCUCCCUGAAGGAUUACUUAAUCAAACAUAUGGUGACACACACAGGGGUGCGGGCCUACCAGUGCAGCAUCUGCAACAAGCGUUUCACCCAGAAGAGCUCUCUCAAUGUCCACAUGCGGCUGCACCGUGGAGAGAAGUCCUAUGAGUGCUACAUCUGCAAGAAGAAGUUCUCACACAAGACCCUGCUGGAGAGGCACAUGGCCCUGCACAGCACAGGCAGCGGCAUCACAGGGCUGUCGGGUAGCGCAGGUACCCCGGGCCCUGUCUCCAUUCCCAUGCCUAUGGCUGUCCCUGAGCCUGGAGCUGGAGUGGUGGCCCUCGCCAUGCCAGUGAGUGGAGGUGCUGGAGUAGGGGCUGGGGUUGGAACAGGAGUGGGUGUAGCUGCAGAAGCGAGCUGCCAAGAAGGGACCACCUACGUGUGCUCCGUCUGCCCUGCCAAGUUCGACCAAAUGGAGCACUUCAAUGACCACAUGCGAAUGCAUGUCUCCGAUGGAUAAGUACAAAUAGAUAAACUUCUUUCAAAAAGAAUGACAAAUAAAAUGGCACUAGAUUUUCCUUUUCUUAUUUUGAGGUAUGAAGAGUAAUGAGUAUAGACACUGGCACAUUAAGUUUCCCAAAAAAAGAUUUUUUUUUUUCUGUUAUUCUAAAAGAAAAAAAAGAUGGUGGCCUUAAGGCUUAGUAGUUUGAUAUUGAUCUACUGGAUGGAUCCUAACUACAGGCCUCUAAAUGUAUGCUUUCCUAAAAUACUGAUUUAUGUGUUGAACACUACCGAAAGGCCUACGAAAGAAACACAUACACACAAACACACCUUUAGUGUAGAUAUGUCUGAAUGAAUAUACAUGUGCAUUUAUGUUUGAGCGUAUGUGUAUUUGCAUGUGUCCGUCUGUCCAAGUGUGUGUGUGUGUGUGUGUGUUUGUGUGUGUGUGUCUGUGUGUGUGUGUGUAUACAUUGCCAUGAAACAUAAAUCAUGGCAGUCGUGAACCCAUACUGACCAGUUUGGAAACUAUAGAUGUCCAAGCUUACUGUGGUAUAAUUUACAACAACAAUAACAAAAAAAUCACCUGGGGUUGGGCUACAUAUUCCCUCUAAGAAUACUGAUGGUCACAAGAUUGCCUUCUUAUGUAAAAUAAAAAAGGAGAGUAGUUAAUUUGACACUGGGUUUUAUUUAUUCCUAUGGUAUUAAGGGAUUAUAAUGCAGCUGUUGUCAAGGUACCAAUUUCAAUCAUUUUACUGAAAUGUAACUUACUGUCGAUGGUGACAGGGACAAAUAUUUCUCAUAUGUUUUGUAAUUGUUGUCCAUGCAUUUUGAUGGUUUACUAAAUUAAGGUGUGUUGAUGAGACAGUAUUUGAGCAAAAAUAUGUUUCUUUUUUUCUGAAGUUUGGAGUUUAACUCAUUUGCAUACACUGCCACUAAUAUCUUAAACGACUGUUAAGGCUAGUAGACCUCUUCCAUUUCAAAACAUAAGAAAAAAAGAAAGAUUCUUUUGCUGAUGGGUUAUUAUUAUUAUUUUUUUUAGCCUUUUACAUUCACAGUUAUGGCAGGCUGGAAUAUGCGACUAAACUCUCUUCUUCAUAAUUGCUGCUCCUCAACUUGCACCUGACUGUUAUGGAAUGUAGAUUAAAAAAAGGAUUUGUCACUUUAACUAUUGUUGUUAUUGAGUAGCCUACAUGGUUGUAAUUUGAUAAUCGAAUUAUAAUACUGGGAGGGGGGGGUUUAGGCAAGUUGUUGUUUGGAACAGUGUUAAAGAUGGGGGAAUUUAAUUUGAAUCAAAUUUGAAUUGGAAAUAUAAUGCCUAGAACCCCUGUAUAACCUGUUCAUUACUAUUGCAAAGCCGUUUCAGCAGGUGGGAGCUAAACGCAUUACUCAUUAUGUGUUAGUUCUCCCCGAAGGCUCAAAUGGCAUGUGACGUUUUGACAGGAAAUACAGUCUCAAAGUAAAACAAGUAGCUCCAUUGAUUGAUAUGAUAUUGUUUUAUGAUAUACCACAAGUUGCAGAUGGACUUUCUAGACAAUAGUAUACAUUCCUGAUUUUUCUAAAACCUAGACACAGCAUGUACAGAAUAGAUUUGGAAGCUAGUGUGCACAAGUUGUCAUCCAUGCAUCACAUCACUUAAGGCUCAUUUCUGAUAUUUGAAUUGUUUUGUAUUGCUUUUUAUCCAAAUUAGGACACACACAGACACACACACACACACACAUGCAACUGCCUGCAACUGCAAUCUGAAGGUUUUGCUCAUUUAUGUGAGCAAAUGCUUUCGUAGUUGUAUUGUUAAAAGAAUAACUAACUGCAUACAGUGGUCUUAAAAAGACCUGCUGUAGAUUCAAAAAAACAAAGUGCUACUUUGCACAUUUUCUUAAAAUGCCUGUGCUUAAUAUUUAAUCAUUUUCCUUAAAUGAACUUCUAUGAUUUUCUUUUAUUCAAUUUCAAAGGAAAAAAAACAUUUUUUUUAAUCUUGAUAAGUGGACUGCAUUAUUUUCUUGCAUAUAUGUUGCACUGCUUAAACCAAUAAGUGCACUACUGUUAACAGAGAUAUUAUAGUUUUAGAAAAGAGGAUUUUUUUUUUCUUUUUGGGAUCUAACAUUUGGUUGUAGAGUUCACAUGUAGUAGAAUAGCUUUGUUUCAAUUUAAUUCAUUAAGUAAUUCAGCGGUUCUUGGCUUUUGUUAUUGCUUGCGGUUACCUACAGUAUAUACUCGUGCCGUGUUAAUGCAAGCAUUUAUUUUUAUUUAAAUCUGUACCAUUAUGUGUGCUCAUCUAUGUUUAACCUUUGAAUUCAUUCUUUACUGGAGUCAGUUCCCUAUAACAGUUUAUUCAGUUGCAUUUCUUUAGACACAGAACAGAAUUUUCCUAUGAGAACAUCCAAGCCAAACAACAUUAACAGUGAAACAACAGUAAUAAUAAACACAGCUCCCGUCCAACUCCGUUGGCGGAGGUAAUAAUAAUAACUAUUAUUAUAUUAUUAACGAUAAUACAUUUAUAAUGUGUGUGUGUGUGUAACAUAAAUGAUAUGUGUGUCCUAGAACAACUUUCUGUGGGUUUAAAGGUGUGCAGAGGUGAUGGAAUGCAGCUUCUUUGAUAUCUGUCUGUCAGUUGUACACAGUUGUGUCUCUUCCUUAGUGUUUGUAUGUCUGUGAGUGUCUGUGUGUGGUAUAUAGCCUAAUCAAACUGUUGAUAAGUGGAAUAUCUGAACUGUAGGGCUUCCUUUGCAAUAUGCAGCACAGGUACUAUGAGAAGCAGCUCUCCAAACCCUUUUUGGGCUAAUACAGCACCUGUAACACUUGUUCUGAGAUUUGACUAAAGCCUAGGUCAAGUACUGUCGACUUUAUUGUUUGGAGAAGUUAUGUCAAGCGUUUUGAUGCUAAAUUGCGUAUAAUUGCUACUAGAUUUCAGAUCCCUGUGGAGUCAGUUUGAAGUGAAGUGAUGAACAUGUGAGACCUGGAGAGAAUCUGUAUUCUGGUUUCUCUUUAGCUAAGAAAAAAAAGAAAAAAAAAAAAAAAAACAUUGACCUCGCAUGAGAAACACACUGAAAAAGCAUGAGGUUAGUCCUCAGUAAAAGUAGCACAUUAUUUAACAUUUGAUUGGGCCUGUCUCUUAUGGUGUGCAUAUAAGCCUAAAUUGUAUGGUUCCUGUUUGUAGCUGUUGUUGCCAGGAUGGCAAUAUUGCUGCAUGCUAGUGCUAUAUUUGUCUCUACACAGCACGUGGAGGGUAAUCUCAUGCCUUAACAGACAAUGCACUAAAUAGAAUAUGUAAGCAACUGCCGAGAUCUCUUUCCAACAGUAUUGCCACAUGUAUGGCACACAGCUCAUGAUGUUAGUGUUUGUUGUCUGUUCAGUACCAAGUUAAACACUGCCAAACUAACAUCAUCACUUCUUUGAAAGGAAAGGCAGAGACAUGAAUUGAAUUGUUUCAGUGUAAUGUAUGUAUUCAGUAAUUAGCAUUCCUUCAUGGCACCUAAAUUUUUACAUAUUUUGUGUAAACACAUAUAUCAAAUGCACUAUUGACUGUAGCUAGAUGAGUACAACCAGCUUUGUGGUAUCAUUGGUCUAAAUAGUAGGUUAAGUAGCUCGAUGUUGGUUUUUGAAAUAUUUGAUUUCAGAAUUACACUAUCAAUUGUUUCUCUAUCAUUUUUUUUUUGUUUUGGUUUGGAAUAACAAAAGUAGCCAAUCUCAACGUUAUCUGGAUGAGGGCUAAUAACUCGUCCCAUCGUCAGUUGACUUCUUGUAUCAUAAGGUGUUUGAUAGCAGACCAGGCUCGGAAGGGGAAGAACCUUCUCUCCAGUGUGUCAUAACGUGCUAUAGCAUAACCCAGGCUUUUUUUCCCCCUCCCCUUUUGCAUCACAUGCUCUUCACUGUCCAUAGUUAUAUAUUCCUUAUACUGCUUCAGCUACUCGUGGUGGUGCUUAAUUCUCUUUUCUCAGUGUUGCAAAAAGUCGGUUAAAAAUUGUUGAAAAGUUGCAACAUUAUCCAGAAAAUAAGUCCUUAUCUCAAUCGUGCUUCUUCUAGUUGUUAGUUUGGAAAAAAAAAAAAACAAAAGUCUAGACUUUAUGUUUGCAAAGUGUACGCAUAUUUUCCAGAACAAAACAUAUUGAAACGUAGAAAAUAGCCUUGAGCCUGCAGCUGUUUGUAUUGUGUUUCAAAUAUAUUACUGUUCAUGUUUUGUUUAUCUUAGCGUAGAGACACAGGGUCUACAGUACGUUGUUGUCCUUCUUGCAGUAUGUUUAAUUCAUCGUUAUACUUCUUUAUUUCAGACUUCCUCCUGCUUUUUUCUGGUGAUCAUAGUGGUGUUGUUUAUACAUACAUAGCUUCACGCGACUGGAUAAAGGAUAGUCAGUUAUUGAGUCAUAUUCACAGUGUACUAUAUAUGCAUAUAUACUUUGCAUUGAGAUGAAAACAAGAAAAUGGAAGAUAGUAAUGGUGAGGGUCAUGUUGAGUAAGGAACAGGUUCAUUUUAUUCUGAUAAGCAUGUGUCUGUCUUUCUGUUUGUCUUUCAGUCUGUCUCCACACAUUUUAAGUCAGAUUUUUCUUUUUAAGCAUGAAUAAAGUCACAAAGUUAAGAGUAGAAUACAGAAAACACAUGAAACCACUCAGAUAAUACUUAACUGCAUUUUUUGUCCUUCUACCGUACACAUAAGAGUGAAAUAGAUAACUUCUUACAAAUAUACUAUAUAUAUUUAAGUAUCACCAUCUCCACACAGAUAAUAAAUACAUUUUCAGAUACUUUGAUAAAGACAUAAUUGCAGCCAGAGUAUACAGUACCUUGUGGGAUAUAGGGAAUAUGCCUAUCAAGUGCCUAUCAGUACAUACAGCAACUAUACAGAAUAUUCAUAGUUUUUCUCUCCUACAUUGCACAGAUACAGUAUAUACACAAUGGUCUAUUAAAAAUAUACUAUUUAUACUAUUACUGCUAAAAACCUGGUGGUUGUGAGUGCAUCCUAAGAGAACCCUUUAAAAUACCUGAAAUGUUGUAUACAUAUACAGUAAAGGCUACAUCUGCACGUUUUUAUUUUUUAUCUUACAUUUAUACAGUUUGGAGGAUUCAAAGAUAUAAAAUGCGAUCACAUUUUCAUGUUUAAAUAAGCAGAAAAUAAAUAAAAUAUACAUUUAGUAGAAUUAGAUGGAAAUCGUUAAUUAAAGGCGAACUCUUGAAACUGAAUGACCAUUUUUUUCUUUCACGUUGCUCUCUCUCAUUGAUAUUAGGCAUUUUUAUUUUCAGUUUUUGCCAUUUGCAAACAAGCCAUAUGCUGUGCUGUACUGUACUGUAUGUGGGGGAGAAAGGGCGGUGGCACUUUGUGAACAGCAGAGGGAGCCACACAUCAGUUGGAGGAGGUGAAGUUAACACACUGCCUGCCGCAAUGUACAAACAAAAAAACAAACCCACUUUGAGUCUCUGGAUAUUUUUGAGUCUAGUUGUGGUAAAUAUUGCCAUUCUUCAUAUUAUAUUUAAAUCUAUAAACAUGGCAGUAGUUACCUCCACUGACACGUGACUGUAAAAGAAAAAGAAAAAAGGGGGUGGGGGGUUUGCAGGCCAUAGGAACUGGUAGCUGCUUUAAUAGUUGGUUUCAAAGUACACUGUGUGUCCUUUGACCUUGAUGACAGGCCCUUCCACAUGCAAGCUGCUGCCCAGUUUCCCCACAACGACCAUUAAAGUUUUAUCUUAUCUGACAGCCUUGUUGUUUAUGUACAGCUUGAAAUUGUCAAGGUCAAGCAAUAAGCAACGAGAAAAAAGAAACUGGUCAUUAAAUGUUCGACUAGAUUUUUAUAACCACUACUUGGAGGCACAAUGAGAUUACAAAUUAAAAGUUUUGGCUACAGAUGAACACACGCACACAGAAUUCAGAGGUAUCUAAGUGGUUCGUUUAACAACAUGAAAGCAAAACUAAAAGGAAAUAUGGUAGAAGAAAAACCAUAAACCAAGUUUCAGGGCUGCUAGAUAAAAGAUUUUGGGAUGGCUUAUUAUUCUGUCCCCUGUGGACUAAUUACCACAGUUUUCUCUCUAACCCUCUCCAGCCUAGUUUCUGUGCCAAAUUUAGAAAAAAAAAAAAAAAGACACUUUUUUUAAAAUUAGAUCACUAUUGUCAAAUUAGAUGUGAGAACCAAGAAGGAAAAGGAAAAAAAAUUAGAAUAUCAUCUCUAUUUUAAAUAUGAAAUUUCUGUAAAACUUAUAUAAUAAACAUGAUUUAUAACAAUGAAAACAAGCGUUGUACUAAAAGAAAGUGAUUGCCUUCAUUUUGAAUCUUUAAAUCCUCCGUAAUACAUAGUGUUCAAGUGAAUAGGAGAAAACAGCUAUGAUUAACAAAGACACAUUUUGACGGCUUAGUUUCAUAGACAUUUAAUGUUAAAAUGAAGCAUUAAUAAUGUAGGCAAUGUGAUAUAGCUAGUCCCUGUCAUCCAACUGUCACACUAUGACACACACAAACAGCAUCUGCUCAGAUUUUACAGACAAACAUCCAGAUUCUGUUUUCACUUUGAGCUUUACACACAUACAGUGAAGCAGCUGUUCAGAUUUUAAAGUACAACACAGCUCUACUAAGCUAUAAAAACAUGUAGAUUAUAUUCACUAUGAUGCUUUCUCCGAACAUGCAGUUAUUACACUACCCUGACGAGGUUCUCAGUAAAACAUCUUUGUCAGGUGACUACCAUCUAUCAGUCCAAAUGAAGCAUGCAGUCCUGUGUACACAGCUUUUUCCUGUAGGGAAAUACUUUGUUUUUGACGGAGCACAAACUAUAUUUUAAGCGUCCCUCAAUAAUAGUGGUUUGGUACCUUUUUUUAAAUUUUAAAUCACGAUAAUGAGGAGACUUCAGCGUGAUUUAACCUCUGAAAACUAAACAUUGAGCCUCUUUGUGUUCUCAUUCGCUGUAGUUAUUUUGGCUUAGUCCAUCUCAAUGAGACGAUUAAAGUGUUAAAAGUGUGCAGCAGCAUAACUAAAAACAUGCAUUCCUGUUCAAGUCCAGAACAUUCCAACUCCUAGUCUGGCAUUCAUUUUCCACUCUUAACUAAUCUAAUAUUAAAGACAAUUUCCAGCGCUUAAUUGUUUUACAGAUCUGUUGGAUAUUUGAACAUGUAGUAGCAAACAUUGCCCAUCACAAUAAGAUUUAUAUUUCCCUCAAAUAGAUCCGUUUUUGUUUUUUGUUUUUAAAUCUCAUCUCUAGUCAAAUUUUGCCACGAGAUCACAACCCUCAUAAGCUUUUGAGCACAGCUUAUGCUUGUGUGGACUGGCUCUAAAGACAACAUGCACUAUGCUAUCACUCUGUUUCUCUGUGUAGGUCUCUCUCUUUUAUUGUGCAGAGGCAUAAAAUACAAAAACAGGAAAAAAGUCAAGGCUCUUCUUCACCAUGAUGUUGGUCACUGUCUCAGCCAACAUGUAGUCGUCAUGCCGUAAUGGCCAUGCAGGCAUAGAUUAAAAAUUUUAGCAGUGUAAUGUUCCUAAAGGGGUCGGUGGUGGUAAUUUGUUAAAACAGGAGGGGGGCCAUGCUUAUCAUUAGGAGUCAAAGGAAAAAUCAAAAACUUUACUAGACAAUGUUUGUUUUGACAAACCAAAGAAGGGUUAAGAUAAUUUAAGUUUUAUGGAGAAACUAACAUUUCUUUUCUAUGUGUGUGGGGGUUCCUAUGAUCGGGCUAGAUUGCUGCAGUUAUUUUAUGGUUUUCUUUGUUUUCCUUCUCAUGGCAGGGUGCUUGUGAAAAUGCAUCUAUGUUUUGUCUCUUGAUCAGUUGUUUAUAGUUUUGUGGUUGUGUUAAUUUGCCUAUUGUAGACCAAAAUAGAUUUUUUUUUAUAAGAAAUGCAACAAAACAAAAAUGAAUCUGACACAGUAGCUGUGAUGUAAACUAUCGCAUGUUAAAACAUGUUUAAGAUUGUAAAUGUUGCAUUGUUCCUCUGACAAAACAGAAUAACACUCAGUAAUCAUUGGUUAUGUCUCAUAUACACACAUUUAGCAAAUGACUGUAGACCUGUCCACCUACACAUUGGAUUAUAUCUAAAUAGUUUGUCAGACAUUUUUUUUGUUGUUGUUGUUAAACAGUUUUCUUCAAAUAUUGGCACUGUCUAAUAUUUUAAGGCUGUCCCUAAAAUACUAAUCUGACAUUGUGACUUAGAGUACAUUUAGCCAUUUAUACUUGAGAUGGACCAAGAUGUUAAGUUUGCACAUAUUUGUAGGUUGUUUAUUAAGCCAAAAACAAGGAAAGAGAAUAAUAACACGCAACUUUCAGUCUCAACAAUUCAAGUCAAAUCUAGCUGAGGUGCUUAUCAUCUCUGAGCGAAUAUUACAGUCUUUUCAUGUUCACUGAAAAUUUUUUUUAAAAAGCAUCACAGCCAGCCAUCACUACACGAUGAAAACAAAAUAAAACCAAACUGUAACGUGGAUUUUAAACAUCAUAAUGUGGUCCAAAUGUUUAUGAAAGUGAUGAUCUAUUUUUGUAAUAACAACACAUCAUCUGUAAGCAGAAUGUAAACCAUUUGGCAAAAUUAGACGAUAUUUUAUUACUGUAAGGUCUAAUUCUAAGUGAAUCUGCUGUAUAUUUUUCAUCCUGUGUGUUCAAAAUAGGAAAUUUGAUUACUGUAAUAAUUCGGGCGAUGUUUUGCAUUGCCAGGACAAAGACAGAAUUUCUCAAAUAUUGACAUUGCAAAUCAGAAAUUACAUGUGCCCUAAUAUAAAGCAGCUUAGGUUGUUUUUUUUUCAUCUGGCUUUCAGGCUUUUUGCUGCCAUAUCUUGUAUGUAGAUGCUUUUGUAAACAUGCACUUGAGUUGAACUAUAAGAUGUGCUUAUAAAUAUGUGUAUAUUUUGUUAGGCGGUUUUUUUUUUCUUUUUUUGCCUACAUUAGCUUGAUAUUUUAUUAUUUCCCUAAAAAUACUUCUUCUAUAUAGUUAUGAACUUGGCAGAAGUGGAGCUGUUGUAGUAAAGGUAGUUAACAUCACAACUAAGCAACCCUGAAAUAUAUGCUGCAGUAAUGUGUUUUCAGUUUGUUUUUGAUAAUUUAUGCUCCAAGUUGGUUUGUAUUUUAUUAUUAUUAUUAUUAUUGUUGUUAUGAAACAAGCUUGUUUGAAAUGUAUUGACUGCUGUUUUGAAAUAGGGGAUAAAGUUUUUUUUUUCUUUUUUUUUUUCUUUUCGAAAUGUAUGUGCAAGAACGAUUUUAUAAUAUGAUUUGUCAAACACUGGACUGGAGCGAGUUUUCCAACAUUUCCAAGUUGAGAGAUGUAUUUGACAGACAUAACUGCACAGACGACACCCGUUAGCACAGAUGUGAGCUGACAGACGAAGCACAUCCUCCCAGCUGUACAGGGGGAGGGUGACUAACAUGGCCACCAUCCUCCAAUUUAAAACAGGAGUCAUUUUAGAUGUAAGAAGUUAAGACAUUUCCUUUCUGCUGGUUAAUUGCAAUCAUUGGGUGAUGGGUUACAUAUAAUAGAUGAUAUUUAUUAGGGUUCUCCUUCCGCAUUGUUGCAUGGCAUGGACUAGUGACAGAUUUUUUUUCCUUUUCUUUUCCUGAAGAAGAAAGAGUGCUCUCUUAAAUACUCAGAACAAAAUGUAAAGGGACACCACUUGACAGCUAUCCAGUUCUCAAAUUCACCUGGUAUGUUCUUGCUAUGGUAGAGCAGAUAUGACAGUUGAGUCUCAUUACACCAACCACCACUUCUCAAACCAGAAAAGAGAUUUGCACUAGACUUAUUUUAGUCUUCUUCUAUCAAAAGCAAUAUAAUUCACUGAACACAUUUUUGAACCAUAGUAUCUGACGGUUGUCUGCCCACAGUGGGAAUGCUGAGUAAAUGGUGAUAUUUGAUAAGUUUCGAUUUUGUUUUUGUAUUCAAAGGUACAGAAUUGGUCGCCUUUUUAAAUGCACACGACAUCCACAUAUUGUUGUUCGUAGCAGUUUUUUUUUUUUUUUUGUUUAAUAAGUUUUCACUCAGCAGUACCCCGAGUGUUAGUGUCCAGAUUUGAGGGGCAUUAAAACUGUUGUUUCCUCCUGUGAUUGUUUUGGACAAAUCAAGCAGCUCUUACAGAUCUGAAGUUAGGAACGGGAUGUAUGAGGGAAGGAAUCAUUUCCCAUGAGUCAACUGUCGAUUGUCUCCAUUACACAGCCGACCACACGUUUAAAGAUGAACACAAAUACCAAAAGAUUUAACCCAGCUGUCCACUGUUGUGCACACCUUUCCCUUAAAAAACAAAAAACAAAAAACAAAAAAACACUCGUGCUAUAUCUCUGCAUAUUUGGUCACUUUGAGUGCUUUUUAUCUGGGAUGUUACAAAAAAAAUGCUUUAAAGUGAAACAAUAAUGAAAUACUUCUUAGGAGAAAAAAAAAUCCAAAUGCACCUUUUGUCAUUUAAACACAGCAUCAUUGGCAACGUAUGUAGAGAAUCUGUGUCCACCAAAAUGUAUCAUACUUCAUCCUUUUUCAACAAGGUCACCCACAAACAGCAUUAAUUACUGACCUUAACGUCGUUAUUUUGUUGAUGGAUAAGUGUAAAUUUUUCAAUAAUUCACAAACAGCAAAACUUCACCAUUUUAUCUGGAUGUAGUAGCUUUCCUGUUUUCACCGCUUUGUGGUGUUGUUGAAAGAUGUUGCGGUUUGUCUAAAUAUGUUGCGUGUUAGAGGAAGCAUAAGUAUGUGCCUUCUUGUAAUCUCCUUGGUGAGCUUGUUAUUAUUGAGAAGCUGAAGCCAGCCAAUUGUGUUUGCACUAAAACCAAAUUGCUUUUGUGAUGUAGACUAUUUAAGCAAGCUUGUUGCGUCACUUUAACCGUACAGUAUGCAUGAGGGUGAAAUUGGUAAGUCUAGGGCUAGAGCUCUCAUCUGUUGACCUGUAAACCAGUGCAGCUUAGAGGAUCUUGUGAAUAUAUCUUGGCUUAGUUUCGCAUUCAGUUUUCUAUUCCAUCUCCUUACUCAUCAAGUUUGUCACAAUUCAAUCAACAGUUAAAAAAAUAAAAUAAAAUAAAAAUAGAAAAAAAAAGCAAAUAACACAUACCAUGAAUACAAUACAGCUUUUACUUUCACAUGCCACAGUUAGAGAGUUACACAACUGCAGUAGAGAUAUUCAUUUCUCUGAAUCCAUGGGAAUGCAUGAGUAUACGAGGUCGCCUCAAGACUAUUGGUCAAAUUAAUUUAGGUUGUUUUUGAAAACUUGUAUUUAUUACAUAUUUUGUUGACAUCUAAGAAAAGGCCUACAUGCUUUGAGUCUUACAAAUGCACCUUAUUCAUGUCAGUCCAUGUGGAAAAAAAAAGAAAAAAAAAAGGCUGGCAACGUAAUAUCUCUGAUUUAGCACCUUACUACACAGCAUGUUUUCACUUUAUGCCAGUUUAACUAUUCUUCCAUAUGUAUGAUUUCAAAAAUAAAUCUCAUAUUUUGUGAAAUUGUUUCAUGGGAUGUGCCAAAGUUUGGAGGCGAUCUCCCAAGUGUUUAUGCUUAUCAUUUUCUUUUCCUCCUCCUUCAGUUAUAGCAAUGGUAUGUUUCCUAUAACAGUGUGUGGAAUCAAUUUAUCUCAGCAAACAGUAUCAUUACUUGCCAUUUUACAAUAAGCCCUGUAUUUCACAUAUAUUUACCAGUGAUGUGUAUUUGUUAUUAUAAAGAAAAUAGCCGUAAAAGCUUCAUUAUGUUACAUAAUAUUGUGACUUUUUUCGAAAAACUGUGAAGACUUAUCUUGCAUAUACUUUAUACAGAAGUAUUAAGCCUUAAUACAAAAGACUAAAAAAAGUGUGGAAGAAUAAACUGAUUGUUGCUAAGUAAGGAUGAUUUUUGUAAAUGUUACCAGCACUUUUUUUGUAAUUUUCACUCUCUGAGGUAUUGUACAAGUUCAAGCUGUUUGUGAAGUUUGAUUAUGAAGGAAUAAAAACUAGUACUUUCCUGUACUUCACA